Molecule: messenger RNA, 1521 nt
Organism: Vicia faba (fava bean)
Lineage: Eukaryota; Viridiplantae; Streptophyta; Magnoliopsida; Fabales; Fabaceae
Source: the annotation of a GenBank genome assembly
AUGUCAAAUAUUUCAGGUGAUGAAGGAAGCUUCUCCUCAGGAAACAAUGGUGAAGAACAGGUUCAAAAUAAUCUCAAUGAUUCAAGUUCAGGACCAUCUGGUGCCUCAAAUAGCAAUGGUUCCAGCAAUCAACAACAAACCAAGAAGAAAAGAAAUCUUCCAGGAACACCAGAUCCUAGUGCUGAAGUUGUAGCUUUAUCACCAACAACGUUAAUGGCAACAAACAGAUUUGUGUGUGAGAUAUGCAACAAAGGCUUUCAAAGAGACCAAAAUCUUCAGUUACACCGUAGAGGUCACAAUCUUCCAUGGAAACUUAGACAAAGAACAAGCACAGAAGUGAAGAAAAAGGUGUACGUGUGUCCUGAAUCAUCGUGUGUCCACCAUAACCCAGCUCGCGCGUUAGGCGACCUUACUGGUAUCAAAAAGCAUUAUAGCCGCAAACACGGCGAGAAGAAAUGGAAAUGUGAUAAGUGCUCUAAAAGAUACGCUGUUCAAUCUGAUUGGAAAGCUCACCAGAAAACUUGUGGCACAAGGGAAUACAAAUGUGAUUGUGGAACCAUAUUUUCUAGGAGAGACAGUUUUAUAACUCAUAGAGCUUUCUGUGAUGCAUUAACUGAAGAAAACCACAGAGUGAACCAAGGAUUAACCAGUGGCAUGCCACCAAACUUACAAAAUCAAAUGCAUAAUGAUAUCUCUACUAUGCCUCUAACAACUAUUUCCAACAUUUCGUCGGAAUUAAUCAGCGACUCGCUAAAAUCGCCGACUCAAGAACAUGUUCCAAUACAAUUCAGAUCAACCAAUGCAUGUGGUGGCAUGUUUUCAACAAGUGCAGGUGCACUUUUCGGUGGCCCGAAAACCUUACCUCCCUCUUCUUCAUCUCUUCAACUCAGUUCGAAUUCCAAUAGCUUCAAUUACUUCAAUGAUAACAAACUCGGAGGACUAAUUUCUGGCUCGGUUCAAAUGUCGGCUACGGCUUUAUUACAAAAAGCAGCACAGAUGGGUGCUACUGCAAGCAAUAGUGUUAACUCUUCCAUGAUGCAGAAAAGCUUUGUUAGUAGUAUGAUUAGUCCUAAUCAUGAUCAUCUUUCUGGUUCCAUCAUGAUGCAGCAUAACCAUAACCAUAACCAAAACCAAAAUCAACCCUCUUAUGAACAAUUUAAUCCACUGCUACACCACAGUGAUUUAUCUAACAUGGCUGGUGUUAGUGGUGGUGGAGCAUUUACCAACCAAUUGUAUCAAAAACAACAUCAAGAGAUUUCAUUACUAUUUGAUAAUAAUGCUAAUGACAUGGGAAUGUUUGGCCAAGGAUUGAUGAAAAAUGUGGCACAAGAGGUUACUGAUUGUUCAAAUUUGAUCCAUGGAAGUGAUGUGGCAAGAGUGCAUGAUUUCUUGGGAAUUGGAGGUUCAAAUUCAAGUCUGCAUGAACCACAACAACAUAGAUUGGAAAUUAUGAAUGAUUUUCAUCAUCAUCAUCUUCCACAUGAGGAUUCACCUAUGGAGAAAUCAAUUUGGGAUGAUUGA